Molecule: messenger RNA, 2007 nt
Organism: Maniola jurtina (meadow brown)
Lineage: Eukaryota; Metazoa; Arthropoda; Insecta; Lepidoptera; Nymphalidae
Product: allantoicase-like
Exons: 8
Coding region: 67-1206 (379 amino acids)
Biological process (GO): allantoin catabolic process
Molecular function (GO): allantoicase activity
Source: RefSeq, a predicted model, not a curated record
UAAACACCGUGCGGUUGAGUUUGAUAGGUUUAGUUGAUUGUUACGGAUUCGCUUCCGUUUGGAAACAUGAUUGAGAAAACUAUCGUACCAUCGUUUGCAGAGCUUAGCGAGUUUGCUAGUACAAGUGCUGGUGGCAAGGUGGUAUUCGCUAGCGAUGAUUUUUUUGCUACGUGCGAGAACAUGAUAGCCGAUUCAGAACCAGUCUACAUUGCGGAUAAGUACACGGAGUUCGGGAAGUGGAUGGAUGGGUGGGAAACGCGCCGGAAGAGGAUACCGGGACAUGAUUGGUGUAUACUGAAGUUAGCUACGAAAUGCGUUGUCAGAGGUUUACUUGUAGAUACUGCUUUCUUCACUGGAAACUAUGCGCCUAAAUACUCAAUACAAGCUGCCUGUUUGACUUCUGAAGAGGAGGCGUUAUUACCAGAAAGGGAUUCAGUAAUGGGCUCAGCGUGCAGUGAAUGUGAUUUGGAGCGGGUGAAAUGUCUCGGCUCUGACAAAUGGGAGGAAAUUGUCCCCAUAACGGCGCUCCGGUCCGGCUAUGAGGAAACCAGGAUGAACUACCAGAAGGUUGUAUCUGAUGAAGCCUAUACACACAUUAGGGUGAACAUAUACCCGGAUGGAGGUAUUGCCAGGCUACGAGUGUUCGGUGAGGCGAAACCAGAGGCACCCCCCAGUGAUCAAUUAGUGGAUCUGGCGUCUUUACUAACUGGAGCUACUUGCUUAGGUUAUUCCAACGCACACUACGGACAUCCGAAGAACGUGAUCAAGCCAAAAAAAGGAGAGUCAAUGGCGGAUGGAUGGGAGACAGCAAGACAACUGAACAGACCAGAAGUACUCGAGACCAGUGAUGACGGUACUUUAAAAACAACAGGAGAGGAAUGGGCAGUAUUCAAAUUGGGUUUCACUGGAAGAAUCCAGAAGAUCUGCGUCGAUACAGAGCAUUUUAAAGGCAACUAUCCGGAUUCUAUAAAAGUUGAGGGAGCCUUUUUAGAUAACGAUGAAUGGACGUAUUCAAAACCUGUCGUCUGGUACAAUAUAUUAAAACCAAGCAAGCUCUCUGCCCACAAUGAACAUUGGUUCAGCUGCAACUCUGACGUCAUCUCUCACAUCAAAGUCACCAUAGCUCCUGAUGGUGGUUUUAGCAGGAUUCGGGCAUACGGUUAUGUUGAAAAUACUAGCAGUUCAAAAAAAUUACACGUAAAAUGAAAAUCAAUUUUCUGUUUUGCUUAUUGCAAUUUGGUUUUGGAUUAUGUGCUUUUCAAAAUCGGUUAUGGCAUCAGCAGUUUUGAUUUUUAUAACUAUACGCAUGGCAUCUUUCUUUUUCCUAUUUACAAAAUAAAUUCGGUUAAUAUUCAAGUGCUUUUUGGAAGUGGGUAUUCAAUUUCAUUUACUAGGUUUAAUAUUGUACAAUUCUAUAGAUAAAGUAAGUGAAUAUUUUAAAAGCUGCUUUAGAUACUGUCUUUUGAGUAGGUAUUCCUAUUUAGAUUUUAUAAAUUUUUCAUCAUACUAAAAAGACUAUUGCCUUUGUUGUAAUUUUUUAUACAACUCCGUAAUACAAGAUGUACCUAUAUACAGGCUCGACGUUACGAAUAUAAUAUACUCGAAAUUGAUAAUGGAUAUUAUGUACCUACAUGCGUAAAGUAAGUACAUCAUACAUAGUGUAAUUUAAUAUUCGAAUGCCAAUUUUAACUUUUUAUUAGGAUUGCGUAGAGUAGAACAACGAAUGUCAAAAUUGCAUGUUUAACAUUACCUAAUUGGCUCAAAAUUCUUAUAAUUUACCGUAAAUACAAAAAGUUGUUAAAUUAAGUGAUAGAAUUAAUAAAAUAUUUUUGUAAUUAAUAUUACAAUAUUAAGAUUGUUGAAAGUAUUACUUAUUUUGAUUAUUAUUAUUAUUUAAAGUCUCUUAAAAAUUUAUUGUGAUGUUGUUUAUGUUUUUUACACAUUAAAACAAAGUAUAAUAUACUUAUUAUGUAAAAUUAGUUUAAUAAAAUAAAUAAAAUUAUUGGA